Molecule: messenger RNA, 1474 nt
Organism: Dermacentor andersoni
Lineage: Eukaryota; Metazoa; Arthropoda; Arachnida; Ixodida; Ixodidae
Product: MIF4G domain-containing protein-like
Biological process (GO): regulation of translational initiation
Cellular component (GO): cytosol
Molecular function (GO): translation activator activity
Source: RefSeq, a predicted model, not a curated record
AAGAAGACGAAGUGCGCCACAUCAGCACGCGCGGCUGUUCUUUUGGGCCGAGAACGCGCUUUGCGUUGCGUGAAAACUAUGGAACGCGCCGGCGGUGGCGACGUGCCGACUGCUUUCUCAGCGGGCAAGGGGAAAGCUUCGGGCCGAGGGCGCGGUAAGCCGGCGCGUACGGGACCCGCAGUGGGACCACCUUCGAACCAGCCCACCGCCCCUGUCGCAGCGGCACUGCAGUCAUCGGACCCCGAGCAACGCACUGCUGCGAACCGCCCGUCACAGUAUGGCCAAGGAGACGAGCAGCCCGUACCUAAAGAGGUGAAAGAAGAAGCAAACGAGAAAACCGAGACUUCUAAACCCUUUCGACGCACAGGCUUUCCUUCAAAGAACGUCAAGAUCGACACGCAGAUGACGAAGCGUUCAGCGGCUGCCGCGGACCAACCGUACCAACCCGUGCGUAGAGACGAGCAAGCCCCAACGGCAAAUAGUGGUGGCUGCAGUGCCAACACGGACGGUUCUGAAGGCACUGCCCCUCAUCACCGUCAUCAGCAGUCGUCUGCAUCCGCGACGGGACGCUCAAAGCGUCCAUCUUCCAAUCGCGCCGGUCAGCAGCAUGGCCAGCCUGGAAACAGCGGCGGCCCCGUCCAGCAGCGUCCCGGCGGCGCGAGUGACGAGAAGGCACAUUCUGGAGAGCAGCCUGCGUGCCGGGAGAAAUCAUUCAGCGUCGUGCAGCAAGCAUUGCUAGAUCCCGACGUCCUUACGCCCGAGCAGGUGGAGCGGCUGGUGCACGUUCUCUGCAAGAAGGCGAUCAACGAGGCCGACUGUGCGGAACCGGCAGCGAAGUUCUGCGCCACCGUCAUCAUGAAGGAGAGCGGGGACACGUUCCUCGAUUUCCUGAUGGACAACUGCCGGGAUCGCUUCAGGCAGCGCGACCAGUUGCUGCCAGGGUGUGCAGGCACUGGCAAAACGACCGAGCAGCCGCGCAAGUCCGGAGAGCACAGCCGCGGUUGGACGGGUUUCGUGAGCUUCCUGGCCGAGCUCCUGGCAGCCAUCACAGAGAGAGGAAGCGUGGUCGGCACCAAGCUCUGCGGACGUGCUUUCUGCCUGGCGGCGAUGCUGUGCGAGUGCUGCAAGAACAUGGUCGAUGAGAUGACACAGGACAGCGCUGCCGAGUUGGAGUGCCUUCGCUUCGCGCUGAAGAGCGCCGGCAGGAGCGCCGAGCGAGCCGCUCCCCUCCGCGUGGCGGCGCUGGCCAAGUGCCUGCGGGACAGAUUCCUCGCGGCGGGAUGCCCGCCAGGGGUGCGCGUGGCGCUCCUCGAACUUCUCGAGCUGCGAGCUUCGGGGUGGAAAAUGGAGGCGCUCCAAGAACGCUAUUACACGACAGGUGCCGGUGGUGCUCGGCGCUCUGAUUGACAUUCGGUUGCGAUUGUGCUGUGUUGAGGGGUGCGAAGGCACUGUAGUAAACUGUUAUCAAGCAUGG